Messenger RNA from Neohortaea acidophila, 1410 nucleotides. Its product is annotated as mannose-6-phosphate receptor binding domain-containing protein. The record is from RefSeq and is a predicted model, not a curated record. Bases 233 to 1231 code for a protein of 332 amino acids. Gene Ontology annotation, biological process: vacuolar transport. NCBI's taxonomy places the organism in Eukaryota, Fungi, Ascomycota, Dothideomycetes, Mycosphaerellales, Teratosphaeriaceae. The transcript is spliced from 2 exons.
CCAAGCGGCUCUAGACGAGAAUGUCCGGAUCGAGCUCAAGCGAAUCUGCCUGAGAAAGUCGGCGACCACCAACACCCUUUUCUUCUCACCACUUGGCGCACCACUGCACCGCGUCUAUCUCAGCCUUGCUCUUGCCCUUUGGCCGUAGAAUAUACAGUCGAUUGUUCAUCCGCACUCCACCACCUCCUGCUGCUGCAGCCUCCUUGGCUGCGAGCGUCGCCCCUCUCCCGACAUGAGGCUCCUCUACUGGAGUGCCGCCUUCUUCCUCUCCCUCCCCCACCACGCCUUCGCCGAUCCAGUAGACGACGACGACACUCCGGCCGCCGAGCGCUCCACGCCAUGCACCAUCACGUCCGCCAAAUCGGGGGCCUUCUUCGACCUCAAUCCGCUGCACAUCAUCGACCCGGCGCUCAGCACGGCGGCAAAUCCGCGCAACUACAGCUGGAACACCACGGGCUUCGACAUGGGAUACAACUUCACGUUGAACUUUUGCGGCGGCGUGGUGGAAGAUCUCACAAAGAGGGGCGUCGUCGGCGUGCACAAGGAGGACUGGAAGAACGUGAGCGCCUUCUACGAGCAGGACGGCAAGAUCUACAGCAUCGGGCAGACGAGCUACCACCCCAUCAUCCGCGGCCGCAAGCUCAUCCUCAACUACACCAACGGCUCGCCCUGUCCGGAGCGGUCGAACUUCGACGAAGACGGCGAGGGCAACGGCGACGGCGAAUCGAAGCACAACUCCCGCAUCCGCCGCAAGACCACCAUCAUCAGCAUGCUGUGCGAGCGCGACCCGCUGUACCCCAAACUCACGCUCUCCUUCAUCGCCAGCCCGGACGAGUGCACGUACAUUUUCGAGGCGCGCACCAAGGCCGGGUGCGCGGGGAUUGAGACAACGAAGCAGGAGCUGAGUCCGUCGGGGGUGUUUGGCGUGAUCGCGCUGGUGGCGGUGAUAGUCUACGUCGUCGGCGGCUGCGUGUACAGCCGCAUGGUCCUGAACCAGCGGGGAUGGAAGCAGCUGCCCAACUACGGCCUGUGGGCCGGCAUCUUGGGCGUUUUCCGGGACAUCCUCAUCCUCGUGACUGCGUCUUGUGCGCGCUGCAUCCCCGGCCGACGAAGACCGGUGCAUAUGAACGGCUCGCUCAGUUAUGCCAAUCGAGGCCGCUCGGGCAGGGACUCGUCCGAGGCGGAGAAUCGCUUGAUUGACGAGCUCAAUGAGGAGUGGGAUGAUUUAUAGCGUUUUAAGGUGGAGCGUUUUGGAGUUUUUGCGGGCGACUGGGUUUGGGUAUGAACUGUAGCACACGACGGAGUUUCUUGCGUAGACGAGAUGAAGACUUGGGGAAUGUGGGGAAGGUUGCGAAUCUACCUACAGGCCUUGUAUAAGAAUUAUCAAUGUAAAUUCUGACUUAUCUUGUG